Messenger RNA from Macrobrachium nipponense, 681 nucleotides. RefSeq lists its product as uncharacterized. Lineage: Eukaryota; Metazoa; Arthropoda; Malacostraca; Decapoda; Palaemonidae. The coding region runs from base 1 to 681 and encodes 226 amino acids. The transcript has a single exon. The record is from RefSeq and is a predicted model, not a curated record.
AUGCCUCCAGAACAAGGAACUUCCAGCAGCCCCCCAACUGCCUUCAGUCCACCUGACCUGGAUACUUCCACAGCAGGGAAGUCCACAGCAGGCCCCCAAACUACUUUCAGUCACCAGCCUGGACCUGCCUCCAAAACAAGAACUCCAGCAGCAAUGCCUUCAGUCCACCUGAACCUGGUGGGUUCCACAGCAGGGAAGUCACAGCAGCCCCAAAAUACUUUCAGUUCCACCAGCCUUGGAUGCCCCCCCCCUCCAGAACAAGGCCCACCUUCCAGCAGCCCCAUGCCUCAGGUUCCACCUUACCCUGGAUGCUUCCACAGCAGGGAAGUCACAGCAGCCCCCAAACUACUUUCAGUCCACCAGCCUUGGAUGCCUCCAGAACAAGGAACUUCCAGCAGCCCCCCAACUGCCUUCAGUCCACCUGACCUGGAUACUUCCACAGCAGGGAAGCCACAGCAGCCCCCAAACUACUUUCAGUCCACCAGCCCCUGGAUGCCUCCAGAACAGAACUUCCAGCAGCCCCCAACUCCCCUCCAAGUCCACCUGACCUGGAUACUUCCACAGCCGGGAAGUCAAGCAGCCCCCAAACUACUUCAGUCCACAAGCCCCCCUUGGAAUGCCUCCAGAAACAAGGAAAUUCCAGCAGCCCCCCAACUCCUUCAUCCACCUGACCUUGGAUAA